UGCAUUGAGAGAAGCCCACUUGCAUACACACAUAGUAGUAGCAGCCGCAUUCUCACAGCCUGCUCUUCAGACUGACAGCAGCAAACGGAGUUGAGAGCCAGCACAACAGAGAGAGGAGGCCAGAGGGCUGGAAACAAGGAAGUCAUCUACAGAGGACAGGAAAGAAGAAAUUUACUCAGGAUCUGCUGCUUUUUCAGCAACCUGGGAACCACAAAAGGAAUCUCCCAUCUGCUCUUCUUCAACUAAACUUUCUCUGCUGGAGGACCUGCUCUCUGUAAUGGCAGCCCUGAUGGGACACGAGGACUCGACUUCCCACUCAUCUGUCCCCUCUCAUCCUUGUAUGUUCUUCCUUUGGGCUCUCUCCACUCUCUUGAGUCAGGUCUGCUGCUUUAAUCUGGACACCACUCACACACUCCACAAGCUGGGGGACCGGGGCACCUUCUUUGGUUUCUCUGUGGCGCUUCACCAGCAGCUUAACCCCGAGCCUCAGAGCUGGAUCUUGGUUGGAGCUCCACAGGCAGCAGGGCAGGGUCAGCUGAGGGGAAGUCAACCUGGAGCCCUUUUCCGUUGUCCGAUCACACCGGAGGAGUACGAUUGUGAGAGGGUCGAUAUCGAUGGAGACGUAAGUCUCGACAGAGAGAGCAAAGACAACCAGUGGUUGGGAGUUUCAGUCAAAAGUCAGGGAAUUGGAGGCAAGGUGGUGACCUGUGCUCACCUAUAUGAGCUGAGACAACGAGUCAGGCAACCUUCAGAAACUCGGGACCCAAUCGGACGCUGCUACGUCCUGAGCGAUGACCUGACGAGGCGGGAUGACUUGGAUGGAGGAGAAUGGAAGUUCUGCGAGGGCCGACCGCAGGGACACGAGCAGUUUGGUUUCUGUCAGCAGGGCCUGUCUGUCAGUUUCACUCCAGACAGAAACUUCAUCCUAUUUGGAGCUCCGGGAACCUACAACUGGAAAGGUGAGAUGCGAGUCGAGCUCCUGAACCAGACUGUGCUUGACCUUGGUUUCUAUGACGACGGCCCGUACGAGGUGGCAGAUCACAAAGAGCUCAAUGCGCUGCUCAUCCCUGUGCCCUACCACAGUUACCUGGGGUUUUCUGUAGACUCAGCAAAGGGUAUAAUGAACCUCGAGGAGUUGACCUUUGUGGCUGGUGCACCACGUGCCAAUCACACAGGGGCUGUGGUGCUGCUAAAGAAGGACAAUGUGCACAGACUGGUGCCACAGCACAUUUUCUGGGGAGAGGAGCUUGCAUCUUCGUUUGGAUAUUCGGUGGCUACAAUGGAUCUCAACAAUGAUGGGUGGACAGAUGUGAUUGUUGGCGCUCCUAACUUUUUUGACCGCAAAGCAGAGAUCGGUGGAGCUGUUUACGUGUAUCUAAACCCCUUCGGUCACUGGGAUGAUCAGGCCAGACCAAUCCGCCUCAAUGGGACAUACGACUCCAUGUUUGGGAUGACAGUCAGCAAUAUCGGAGAUCUGGAUCAGGAUGGAUAUGGAGAUAUUGCCGUGGGAGCUCCAUUUGAUGAAGAUGGAAAAGUUUUUAUCUACAGAGGCUCUGAUGCUGGAAUUGAGACUAAACCUGCUCAGGUUCUGGACGGCCAUGAUUUUGAUGUGAAACGUUUUGGAUACUCCAUCUCAGGGGGUCUGGACAUUGAUGAGAACCACUAUCCAGAUGUGGUUGUCGGUUCUCUUAAUGACUCAGUGGUUCUCUUCAGGUCUUGUCCGGUCAUCCACGUGAUCAGAGAAGUAUCAAUUGAUCCUCAAUAUAUUGAUUUGGAGCAGAAGAACUGCAAGGGAAGAGAUGGAGUCUGUGUUGAGGUCAAGGCCUGCUUUAUGUUCACGGCACAUCCUCAUCACUACUCACCGCACAUUACCCUUGUGGUGCAGUUUGAAGCUGACACGGAGCGCAGAAAGCUGGGCCUCCCUCACCGUGUUAACUUCCUGGGACGCAGCUCGCUGGAGCCUGAGUACACACAGACAGAAGAAGUGGAGCUCCAUCGGCAGCGCCACACUGACUGUGCCACUGCCAUCUUCCAGCUGCAUGAAAACAUUCGUGACAAAUUGCGUCCCAUUUCACUAGCGAUAACCCACACAAUCAAGCCUGUGCCACCACGCAGACACUCUGCCAAGAGAGCGCAGAAGCUACCACCUGUACUGAAUAUUUCUCCAUCUAACAUGCUACAUUCUGAGGUGAACUUCCUGCGAGAAGGAUGCGGCAGCGAUAAAAUUUGUCAGAGCAACCUGAAGCUGAGCUACCAGUUUGGAACCAUUCCCCUGAACUCUGACUUCACUCCUCUGCCAAAAGAUGAUGAUGGUGUGCAGGUGUUUUCUCUGUCUAAUCAGCGACUGGUGGUGCUGGAGGUCACCAUCACCAACAUGCCUUCAGACAGUCUGAACCCCGAGGAAGACGGUGAUGACGCUCAUGCUUCCCAAUUGUUUAUCACCCUUCCAAGCACAUUGCCAUAUGCUGGCUCCAGGGUCCCACCACAGAUGAUAUGUCAGGCGAAUCAGAAUGGCUCCAAAGUUGAAUGUGAUCUAGGAAAUCCUGUCAAACGAAAUGCGAAGCUAAAAUUUACCAUCAACCUAAGUACAUCAAACAUUACUACUGAGACCACUGAGCUGACAGCAGAUCUCCAACUGGCAACGAUCAGUGAACAGCUUGAUCUGGAUCCUGUCACAGCGUUCGCAAAAGUGGUGAUAGAGCUCCCCCUGUCCGUCAGUGGACUGGCUCGUCCCCAUCAGCUCUUCUUCAGUGGGACGGUGAAGGGGGAGAGCGCCAUGACCAGCCUGGAGGACAUCGGCAGUCCUGUGGAUUUAGAGAUUGUUGUUUCCAAUCCUGGAAAAGCUCUCCAGACACUAGGUUCUGCCUUCCUCAACGUCAUGUGGCCUAACGAGCUGGCCAAUGGGAAGUGGCUACUGUAUCCUGCAAGCCUGAAGUUUGAGGGCCAACCAGAGACUCGCUGUAGUCCUGCCAGGGCUGUGAAUCCUCUAAAGUUGCAGAGCUCAUCAGCUGCUGAUCAGGUGGUGGGUAGAAGUCGCCGCUCACAUCCAGAGGAGGAAGAUCAAGUAAUGACCAAAGGCAGCGAUGGACGCACCACACCGGCAGUGGCAGCUUCAGAGAGACGCAAGUCACUCAAAUUGGAUUGCCUUCUUGGGUCAGCGCGCUGUGUGCUGUUCCAGUGUCCACUCCACAGCUUUACUGGUCAGGCUGUCCUCAAGAUCCAUGCCAGGCUGUGGAAGAGCAGUUUCAUAGAGGAUUUCCCAACAGUUAGUGCUCUGGAGCUACUGAUCAGAGCCAACAUCACUGUGAGGUCCAGCAUCAAACACCUGGUCCUCAGGGAUUCAUCUGUACAGAUUCCAGUUAUGAUCUACCCUGAGCUUGGUCCCGCAGACCAGUACUGGAUCCCCUGGUGGAUCAUCCUGAUAGCUAUCUUGGCAGGCAUCCUGCUGCUGACUCUCCUCGUCUGCAUAUUGUGGAAGUGUGGCUUCUUCCGGCGUGCACACUACAAAGACAAACUUCCUCAGUACCACGCGGUAAAGAUUCCUCGCGAACUCCGGCCACAGUUCCAAACGGAGAAGUCUGGAAGAGUCCAUAAAAAGGAAUGGGCCACGCACUGGAGUGAUGGGACCUUGUAACUUUGAAGCACUGUCUGAAUUCGAAGCACCGUGUAUGGCACUCAUUCUGUCUUUGCUUAGUAACCAAAAGAAAUAAAAGUGCACCAAGACUGGGAUCAUGAGAUUUCGUGCAUGUCAAAACAUGCUAAUUGGUGGCCUUUGGGCUUAACUGUAUCCUCCAAACUGCAGGUCAUUAACAUCUUGGCCUCAGAUAUUCUGUUUACGCUGUGCUUCCACUGUGUUUCACAGUUUGACAGCAAGCAUUGAAGGCUUGCAACAAGAUUAGAACAUGUCUAGCUGCCCAAUAUGUUUCACGGCCUACACAAGGAAGCGUUGACGCUUCGCCGUCUGUUAGCGGUUUUGACUGGCAGAUCAAAGGAGGACUGGAAAAUCAACGACAUGCAUGGAUGCACAAACAUACAGGACAAUAUUAGAUGCCAACAGACAUGCAGAUUGAUGCAGAGGCUAUUUGACAAAGACUGCUUUUUGCCUUAACUACUGAGACUAAAAAUGAUUAUGGGCAAAGAAAAACAGCUUUUUAAUGAAAAGAAUGUUUGGAAAAUAUAUUUUUUUUUAGUAAUGAUGUACUGAAUGCAUUUUUUUCUUGGCUACAAAAAGUUAUUAAAUACAGGUGCAUCCCAUUAAAUUAAAAAUAUCAUUGAGAGGUUAAUCUAUUUCAGUAAGUUCAAAAAGUGAAACAUAUUUAUAACAUACAGUGAUAUGUUCUUACUUUGAGGGUAAUUUGAUAGUUUACUGCUACUGAAAAUUCAUUACAUUUGCCACUUUGUGUUUAAUAAAUGAGUUUCACUUUUAAAAUUUAGUUACUGAAAUAAAUGUCUUGAUGAAGUUUUAAUUUGAGAUGCACCUCUAUGCUGGCUUUUUUUGCUGUUACUUGAUUUUACUGUUUUCUCUUUUUUAUGUUAGUUAAAUUUGCUGAACAUCUCUGGUCUGCUGCCUGGGUUACCUUGAAUUUAAAAUGAAAUACAAUACAGGCUAUGAAAUGCUGGUGUUCAUGGCAAUGUUGUUGCAUGGAAAUCAAAUGUGUCAGAAAGGUAAGCAAAAUGGAACUCAAUUUCCUGCUGAUAACAGCAUAUAUAAUGAUCAUUUCGCAAAAGGCAGAAUGUCUAAAAUUAUUUUAAAACAUUUUCAGUGACUUUUUUUUUUUUGCUUUGCUGAGAGGAGUCAUCAAGUAUGUUUUUCAUCAGGCAAUUUAUGAGCUGUGCAGCAGAUAAAGUUUUCUAAUUAUACAAUCUAGUUAUUCACAUUGAUAACUACUCACAUGGGUUCACGUGAACCAGUACAAUAAUUUCAGCACUGACAGGUCUAAUUUCAAACGUGUGCCUUAUUGUAAACAUGGCAGAUGGAGAGCUACUGGUUACAAACACAAGGCUGCUGCUAAUUAGAUGCUGCUGCCCCGAGACAUCUGUUGGACACAGGUGGACGAGUACAACAUCCUUCAGACACCGAAAUAACACAAAGAGGGGAUUUCCUAGUUUUCUAAAAGAACAGCAAACGGAGCAGGACAAACUUUUUUUGGGUUUCGUUGGAGUCAUUAACUCGGUUGUAAAGCAUGAGGAGACAGCUUGGAUUUUUAUGUAUUGCUGGACAAUCGUUUGUGUUUUCUGCAUGAUGGUCCCACUGCUGUUCUGACGUCUCCAACUACAAUUAUGUUUGUUGCCAUUCGUUUUAUUUAUAUUGGUUUGGCUGUACUGUUUCAACAUUGUAAAUAAAAUACCACUCGGUCGAUCAA
Girardinichthys multiradiatus is the source of this 5363-nucleotide messenger RNA. It is a transcript of the gene itga7, whose product is annotated as integrin, alpha 7. NCBI's taxonomy places the organism in Eukaryota, Metazoa, Chordata, Actinopteri, Cyprinodontiformes, Goodeidae. Gene Ontology annotation, molecular function: integrin binding. The coding region runs from base 278 to 3634 and encodes 1118 amino acids. Gene Ontology annotation, biological process: cell-cell adhesion; integrin-mediated signaling pathway; cell-matrix adhesion. The transcript has 25 exons. The record is from RefSeq and is a predicted model, not a curated record. Gene Ontology annotation, cellular component: integrin complex; external side of plasma membrane.